This is a messenger RNA of Lacerta agilis (Sand lizard), 1927 nucleotides long. It is a transcript of the gene TULP3, whose product is annotated as TUB like protein 3. The transcript has 11 exons. Gene Ontology annotation, cellular component: cilium. The record is from RefSeq and is a predicted model, not a curated record. Gene Ontology annotation, biological process: protein localization to cilium. NCBI's taxonomy places the organism in Eukaryota, Metazoa, Chordata, Lepidosauria, Squamata, Lacertidae. The coding region runs from base 58 to 1455 and encodes 465 amino acids.
GGCGGCGGCAGCCUCACCCUCACCCUCACCUCUUGGGGUUCCCAUGGUGAUGACAGGAUGGCGAGCGGGAGCGGGCUGAUUUGCCCCAGCGCAGGGGCUAGUGGCUUUGAGGAUGAAACUUUGAAACUACGUCAACUGAAACUGGAGAACCAGAGAGCUCUCCUGGAAAAGAAACAGAGGAAGAAGCGUCUUGAACCCUUGAUGGUGCAGCCAAAUCCAGAAGCAAAGUUGCAUAAGGUGAAGCUCAAAGGGUGUGAGGAGCAGAGCCCUUUAGUAGGACCCCAUGUGCCUGUUUGCAGUGAUGUUCACCUCCAUGGCUUUGAUGGUCCAGCUAUCUUCCUGAAACCAGGGAUUCAGGAGUUGGGGGCUAAACUCCAGAUAAUUUCACUUGGAUCAUCCUCAAGAGAAGAUGACAGUGAGCCAAAAAAGAUUGAGGGAAGUACAAUAGAUAAAGCUUCCAAUGUGAAUCUGCAAGACAUUCUGCAGAAACGAGGUAUCUCUGGCAGUAUGAAUUUUGAUGAGGAAGACACCGAGGAAGAUGAAACCAAGGAACAGUCAGGAUCUCACUCGCCCUGUUUAGAAUCUCAGAGGCCUGCUUCUGCAAACAGCCAGAAGUCUGCUACGGAAAUGGGUGCUUCCUGCGUGGCACUUUCUCAGGCAGAUGCAGAGCUGGGAGAAGUGGGAAACCUGGAGGAGUUUGUACUACGCCCAGCACCACGUGGCAUUACCGUGAAAUGUCGUAUUACUAGAGAUAAGAAGGGAAUGGAUCGAGGCCUCUUUCCUACUUACUACAUGCACCUAGAGCGGGAUGACAACAGAAAGAUAUUCCUUCUUGCGGGGAGAAAAAGGAAAAAGAGCAAAACAUCGAAUUACCUCAUUUCAGUUGAUCCAACAGAUCUGUCCAGGGAAGGAGAAAGCUUUAUUGGAAAACUCAGAUCCAAUCUUAUGGGGACUAAAUUUACUGUUUACGACCAUGGGGUUAGUCCAAUCAAAGCACAGGGGCUGGUGGAAAAAGCCCACACCCGGCAUGAGCUGGCUGCAAUCUGUUAUGAAACCAACGUGCUCGGAUUCAAGGGACCCAGGAAAAUGUCAGUCAUUAUUCCAGGAAUGAAUCUCAAUCACCAACGGAUUCCAAUCAGGCCACGAAAUGAGCAUGAGAGUUUGCUGUCAAAAUGGCAAAAUAAAAACAUGGAGAACCUAAUUGAAUUGCACAACAAAGCUCCAGUAUGGAAUGAUGACACUCAGUCAUAUGUCUUGAACUUCCAUGGGAGAGUCACCCAGGCCUCUGUGAAGAACUUCCAGAUUGUCCAUGAAAACGACCUUGACUACAUUGUAAUGCAAUUUGGCCGUGUGGCAGAGGAUGUGUUCACCUUGGACUUUAACUACCCCCUGUGCGCCCUUCAGGCAUUUGCCAUUGGACUCUCCAGUUUUGAUAGCAAACUGGCAUGUGAAUGACAGACAUAGUGCAACAAGACCGCCUCUGGUUUUUCUUCCUGUGCUAACAUCUGAGAAGAAAAUUGUACUUGAUAAUCCUAGGGUGUGUGGGGCAGAAACUAACAGCUAAACUGUCCCCUGUGCUUACCUAGAAGGAAAAUGGAGCCCUGAUGGCUGACUACAUAGAAUGCUGUCUUUCUAAGAUGUGUUCAUUCUUAGAGAAGAAUAAGGAAAAUGUAAUCCUGAGAGGGAGGCUUUUUAGAAAAGAGCCCUGCCCCCUCCCCCGAGCAGCUGAGCAUCAGUGUCUAGGAAUUCCUGUUGUUAGAAUCACGUUAAUGAAACUUUGCUGCCUGUUUUCCUCAUGAAAUUACUUGUGUCCUUGAUGUUAAUGCCACUGAUAACAUCUGUGCUCCUGUAACAAGAGAUGUCUUGGAUGUCUUGCUGCUCUUGCUAUUUGCCAGUCCUGUUUUCCAGUAAAGUUGGUUGGUUUCCA